GCUCCGCCCCUCGGGCCAGCUCUGCCCUCGGCUCCUUGUUGCCCGCUGACCCCUCCGCCCGCCACCGGCCGGUCCAAGAUGGAGGGCGCUUCGCGGGCGCCGUUGGCCCUCCAGCUGCUCCUCCUCGCGGCCCUGCCGGCCGCUUGCUGGUUAACCAGGGGCACCCUUGAGCCGCCGCUGCUUCCCGGAGCCCUAAAGGACAGCAUCAGGAUUAACGUAACGACCCUGAGAGACGAUGGGACGGAAUCCAGAGAACAGGUUGUUCUUAACAUAACCUAUGAGAGUGGACAGGUAUAUGUAAAUGACUUCCCUGUAAAUAGAGGUGUAACCCGAAUAAGCUGUCAGACUUUGAUAGUGAAGAAUGAAAAUCUGGAAAAUUUGGAGGAAAAAGAAUAUUUUGGAAUUGUCAGUGUAAGGAUUUUAGUCCAUGAGUGGCCUAUGACAUCUGGUUCCAGUUUGCAACUCAUUGUCAUUCAAGAAGAGGUAGUAGAGAUGGAUGGAAAACAAGCUCAACAAAGAGACAUUACUGAAAUUGAUAUUUUAGUUAAGAAUCAGGGAGUACUCAGACAUUCGAACUACACCCUGCCCCUGGAAGAAAGCAUGCUACACUCGAUUUCCCGCGACAGUGAUAUUUUAUUUACCCUUCCCAGCCUCUCUAAAAAAGGAGAAAGUGUUAGUUCUUUGCAAACCACCAGCCAGUAUCUUAUCAGGAAUGUGGAAACCACUGUAGAUGAAGACGCUUUACCUGGCAAAUUACCUGAAACUCCUCUCAGAGCAGAGCCUCCAUCUUCGUAUAAGGUGAUGUGUCAGUGGAUGGAAAAGUUCAGAAAAGAUCUCUGCAGGUUCUGGAGCAGUGUUUUCCCAGUAUUUUUUAUGUUUUUGAAUGUCAUGGUGGUUGGAAUUAUAGGAGCAGUUGUAGUAAUAACUAUCUUAAAAGUGCUUUUCCCAGUUUGUGAAUACAAAGGAAUUCUUCAGUUGGAUAAAGUGAAUGUUAUACCUGUGACAGCUCUCAACUUAUAUUCAGAUGGUCCAGAGAAAACAGCAGAAAAACCUGGAGAUAAAACAUGUAUUUAAGACACCACCUCGAAUCAUGGACUCCGCAUUAGACUGUUGGUUCAGAUUUGCCACUCGAAUAUAAUUUUCUUUAAAUCAUUAAGAAUCAGUUUAUAUACUAGAAAAAUCCCUAAACUCCUAAAACUGCCAAAAACUUGACCUUUAAAGUCACAAAGCUCAUCUUAUUCUAUAAUAGGGCUGGCUGUUCAGAUGAUGAAUUAUUAAGGGAAAUUGAAAUGGAAGACAUGAAGAAACUCUGAAACAACCAAAAGAAAAGAAAAGCAAGACAAAUGCCAUGUGCCAAUACUUUUCAAGGUGCCUUUUGUUAGGGAAAUUAUAUCCACUUAAUUACUAUAUGACUUUAUGAAAAGCACUUUAUGAAAUUCUAAUUUAAAAGCUCAAGAACUUAACACUUAUUUUUUUAUUCAGUAAAAUGUGCCUUUAUAUUAAGUAUGUGACUCAGUAUAAAAUCAUUGAAGCGUAUCAUGAUUUGAUUGUAUCCUGUACCAAGACUACUUACCUUCAAUGAACCAGGAUUUUAAAACAGUGACAUGUUCUCACGCUAAAAUAAACUUUUCUUUUUUUUUUGAAGGAAAAAAAAAGUACAGUCUUUUUGGAAUAAAAACUUUGCCCAGGUGACAAUUACAUAUAUAACAGCUCCUUUCACAUAACACUGGCUGAAACCAAGUUUCAAAUUAGUUAAUGAGUCCAUCAGUGUCAUGGAAUUAGAAUGUGCCUUUGCUCCUGUGGUUCCAAGUAUAAUCCUAUUGACCCUACAGUGGUGUUUGGUUUUUUUUAAACCAUCACCCAUAUUGAUGUAUAUUUUACAGUGUGAUCUGGUACAUAAUACAUAUCUUUACUCCAUGUGAAAGAUACUUUCUGUUUUAAUAAAAAAAUUUUUUUGAUUGCAACCUUUCAUUUAAAACAUUGUUCAGGGACUUCCCAUUGUGGCUCAGCGGUAACAAAACUGACUCAUUUCCAUGAGGAUGGGUUUCAAUCCCCGGCUCUGCUCAUUGGGUUAAGGAUCUGGCAUUGCUCUGAGAUGCAGUGUAGGUCACAGACGAGGCUCAGAUUUGGUGUGGCUGUGGCUGUGGCUGGCAGCUGCAGCUCCGAUUUGACCCCUAGCCUGGGAACUUACAUAUGCCGUGGGUGCAACUCUUAAAAAAAAAAACAAAAACACAUUGUUCAAGAAAGAAAUGAUUGGGUUUUAAAACCACCUUAGAUUUCUGCUAAAUAGGUAAGUAUAGAGUGGAAGAAGGAUGGCAGGUAGUAGAGGGAGGGAGGGAGGUUUCAUUCUGCCUGUUUUUGUUGAGGAAUGAUGGCCCUGUGUGAUGGACUGUCUCAAUAUUCUAGAUGAAUAAAUAAUAGUAUACCGUUCACAAUUUAACCCUAAAGUCACCUAGCCAGUAACACUUUUUCCCAUGUCCUUCAUCAUUCUCUAAGUUGCUAGAAAUCACUAGUUCUAACUUUAAAUGAUGGCAGAGUCUUGGUUAAUCAGUUAAGCAGGAGCUUGUAGACUCUUGGAAGAACAGUGUAGGAGGUUUUCCUUGGAGAGUGCAGGCUUGUGGUCAAUGAUUCCUAUCCCUCCUCCUCUCCUUAGCUGUGAGACCUGGGGCCUGGCCAGUCUCCCCGAGGAUCUGUUUUCUAUGGCUGGGAUGACACAGUAUUUUUUUUUUUAGCAAGUAAUUAUAAAUGGAAAUCCUUCCUAAAAUUUUAUACCAUACACUUUAUCUCAUUUAUUAACUUUCACUUGCACCCUUAACUACUAUUUUAAUUACACUUUGUAUCUGUGAGUGAUGGGUUAAUGAGUGCCAUGAGAGUACAGCCAACAGCAUCCACCUGCCUACAGUGCAGCCUCUUACUCAGGCAGAAUAAAGUCAGAUGGAUAAGGCUGUGUAUAAAUGUAUUUUUUUCCUUCCUUUUAAAAGCACAGGAAAAUGAAGAGCCUUUUCAAGUUCUCUCAGGAGGAGGAGGAGGAAGUUACCACAACACCAGGCAGGAAGGAAAGUAUGCUGGGUGUGGUUUAUACAUCAGUUGACUGUGUGUUAAAACGUUCAGGAAUUUUCAGUUAUCCACUAGCACCUAAGGAGCUAGAGCCAGUCUUAUUCCCUGGAGGAAUGGUGGGCAGUGGAAGAGAAGAUGAUAUACUCUGAAGUGCAUAUAAAGACAGUUUUCCAAGCUAAGUGAUAGAAUUUAUGGCAACAUCUGUCGUCAGUGAAAGAGAAAUAGAGUAAUGCUAAAAUAAAACAAAUCUACUUCUAGCUUUAAAAAAUUGUCUUUAUUCAGAAUCAUACUUUCUUUGUUUUUUACUCCUACCAUUAUGAAAGUUUAAAAAAAUAUAGCGCUCGGUGCAACGAAAUACUAAUUUUAAUUAUUAUUCAAACACUUAAUGCAGGUUUCCCACAUGUGAAAAUUCAGCAUGAUCCAAACUCAUAUAUCCAUUUCUCAUAUCUUUCAAUGUCUGCAGCAGACACUGAUUUAGAAACCUUUUUUAAAGCCAUUUCAAAAUCCUCCAUAGUUGUAGGCAUGUGCAUUUCUUCUUUUGAAAGAUUUCUGAUUUCUUCUGGGGUCAAACCUUCAAUACGCCUUCUCAUUGCCAUCAAGGAUGCAUCCCUGGGUUUUAAAUUAAAACAAAAAUGAAACAAAACCAAGAAAUCAUAAAAUUAUGUUUUGCUUGAAUAAAAACCUGUGAACAGAA
Molecule: messenger RNA, 3751 nt
Organism: Phacochoerus africanus (Common warthog)
Lineage: Eukaryota; Metazoa; Chordata; Mammalia; Artiodactyla; Suidae
Gene: GINM1
Product: glycosylated integral membrane protein 1
Exons: 8
Coding region: 79-1074 (331 amino acids)
Source: RefSeq, a predicted model, not a curated record